GGGCGGUAUUAGGCUUACAUACAUAGUGUGAGCAGUCCUGUGUGUCCUCCAGUGUCUCUAGUCUAAAACACAAUAAGUUAAGAUGUCUGUGGUCGGUGGAGCCUUGUGUCGAAAUGUUUUGGCUGUAAGGAAUUCUGGCAUGAUGGUGAUGGUUCGCCAUGCUCAGACGGCCGCUGCCCCGGCUCCUGAAUCCAGGAUCAAGAAGUUCCAGAUUUACCGCUGGGACCCAGACACCUCUGGAGACAAACCACGAAUGCAGACAUAUGAAAUAGAUCUCAAUACUUGUGGUCCAAUGGUUCUGGAUGCCCUCAUUAAGAUCAAGAAUGAGAUUGACCCCACACUCACGUUCAGACGCUCCUGCCGUGAAGGUAUCUGCGGCUCAUGUGCCAUGAACAUAAAUGGAGGCAACACACUGGCAUGCCUGAACAAAAUCGACACCAACACAAGCAAACCGACAAAAAUCUACCCACUCCCACACAUGUAUGUGGUCAAAGAUCUGGUGCCUGAUAUGAGCAACUUCUAUGCGCAGUACAAAUCUAUCGAGCCCUACCUGAAAAAGAAGGAUGGAGCUCAAGAAGGGAAGGAGCAAUAUUUCCAGUCGGUGGAAGACAGGCAAAAACUGGACGGCCUGUAUGAGUGCAUCCUCUGUGCUUGCUGCAGCACCAGCUGUCCCAGCUACUGGUGGAACGGAGACAAAUACUUGGGACCGGCUGUCCUCAUGCAGGCCUACCGGUGGAUGAUUGACUCCCGAGAUGAAUUCACAGAGGAGCGUCUGUCUAAACUUCAGGACCCCUUCUCCCUCUACCGCUGCCACACUAUCAUGAACUGCACCAAGACGUGUCCAAAGGGACUCAACCCGGGGAAAGCCAUUGCAGAGAUCAAGAAAAUGAUGGCAACUUACAAAGAGAAGAAAGCAGCAGCUUCAUGAACAAUUGAAAAUCCAGCUGGCUCAAGAGAUCCACUAAUAUUACCUUGGACUAUGUUAAGAGGACGAGAAGAGCAAACCAAGGAACUAAUGCCCACAUCAGCACUUUUUCAUAAUUUAUAUUAUAUAUAGUUUGGGAGAUGCAAGUGUGCCGAGUGUGCUUUGUUAAGGUAAAUUAAUACAGGGCAUUGUGAGAAAAGGGUGCUCUAAAGAACUGUUAAAGUUGAGUUAUGCAACAGGUUGGACCAUAUUUCUGCUAUUUGUUUGACGAAUGAAAAAAACUUGGCUCUGUUGAUUUGGCUUUUUGGGAAAAGCUUGUGGAACUUGUUGGCUGUAAAUAUUCCAAUAUGUGUUAAUAAAAGAUGUGCUGGGCUCAUUAUG
Anoplopoma fimbria (sablefish) is the source of this 1306-nucleotide messenger RNA. Its product is annotated as succinate dehydrogenase [ubiquinone] iron-sulfur subunit, mitochondrial-like. The transcript is spliced from 8 exons. Gene Ontology annotation, cellular component: mitochondrial membrane. Lineage: Eukaryota; Metazoa; Chordata; Actinopteri; Perciformes; Anoplopomatidae. Bases 83 to 928 code for a protein of 281 amino acids. Gene Ontology annotation, biological process: aerobic respiration; respiratory electron transport chain; tricarboxylic acid cycle. Gene Ontology annotation, molecular function: electron transfer activity; 2 iron, 2 sulfur cluster binding. The record is from RefSeq and is a predicted model, not a curated record.